CCGGGAUUGGCCGGCCUGGCGCGCGCAGGGCCCGCUGGGAAAGCGCGUCCCCGCCGCGGCUCCGCCAGUUUGAACUUGGCGGGCCUGAUGUGGGCGGCGGGGCGCUGGGGGCCUACUUUUCCCUCUUCCUACGCCGGUUUCUCUGCUGACUGCAGACCCAGGUCUCGGCCCUCCUCGGGCUCCUUCUCAGUCCCUAUGACGGGCGCACGUGGGCAGGGGCUGGAGGUGGUGCGCUCGCCGUCGCCGCCGCUGCCGCUGAGCUGCAGCAAUUCCACCAGGUCGCUGUUGUCUCCCCUUGGCCACCAGAGCUUCCAGUUUGACGAGGACGACGGUGACGGGGAGGAUGAGGAAGACGUGGAUGAAGAUGCCCAUGAUUCAGAGGCCAAAGUGGCAAGCCUGAGAGGAAUGGAGUUACAGGGGUGCGCCAGCACUCAGGUUGAAUCAGAAAAUAACCAAGAAGAACAGAAACAGGUGCGCUUACCAGAAAGCCGCCUGACACCAUGGGAGGUGUGGUUUAUUGGCAAAGAAAAAGAAGAACGUGACCGGCUGCAACUGAAAGCUCUAGAGGAAUUAAAUCAACAACUAGAAAAAAGAAAAGAAAUGGAAGAACGUGAAAAAAGAAAGAUAAUUGCUGAAGAAAAGCACAAGGAAUGGGUUCAGAAAAAGAAUGAGCAAAAAAGAAAAGAAAGAGAACAAAAAAUUAAUAAAGAAAUGGAGGAAAAAGCAGCAAAGGAACUGGAGAAAGAAUACUUGCAAGAAAAAGCAAAAGAAAAAUAUCAAGAAUGGUUAAAGAAAAAAAAUGCUGAAGAAUGUGAGAGGAAGAAGAAAGAAAAGGAAAAAGAAAAACAACAGCAAGCUGAAAUACAGGAGAAAAAGGAAAUAGCAGAAAAAAAGUUUCAAGAAUGGUUGGAAAAUGCGAAACAUAAACCUCGUCCAGCUGCAAAGAGCUAUGGUUAUGCCAAUGGAAAACUUACAGGUUUUUACAGUGGAAAUUCCUAUCCAGAACCAGCCUUUUAUAAUCCAAUUCCGUGGAAACCAAUUCAUAUGCCACCUCCCAAAGAAGCUAAGGAUCUAUCAGGAAGGAAGAGUAAAAGACCUGUGAUAAGUCAGCCACACAAGUCAUCAUCUCUGAUUACUAUGGCUGCUCUGAGGAAGUUGGCCUGUUGGGGGCAAAGAAUGGCAGCAAUGACACCCAUUGGGAUGACUUUGCAGUAUCUGGCAGAGAAGUCAUGAUAGCUUGGAUUAAAAUGGCAGCAGUGACAUGAUUCCAAGGAUAGGUGACAUGACAGCUUUUGAACAUCAAAGGGACUUUCAGAUGCUUGUAUAUAUUGACACAUUACUACAAAGUUACAAAGGAAAUUUCUAAAAUCCUGGUCAUUUGUAAAGAAAAUAUUUAACAUUCUAUGGGAAAAUAUACUUUGAGGUUUGAUGACAAACAUAGGCCAUCUGUGGCCUCAGAGUAAUACAGAUGGGGCUUCUUAUUUUGAAAAUAAAUUGCUAAUGAUCUAAUUAGCAAUUCAAAGCUUAUUCUUUCAUGGACUUGCUUAUUAUGAUACCUAAGGCCUAGGUGAAUCAAGAAUACAGUAGUUAUGUUACACUAACAACUUACACUGAUUUAAAUGUAAUACCUCAAACUAUAACAAACCUAGAAGAAAACCUCAGAAACACCAUUCUGGAUAUCAACAUUGAGAAAGAAUUUAUGACUAAGUCCUCAAAAACAAUUGCAACAAAAACAAAAUUGACAAGAUGGGACCUAAUUAAACUAAAGAGCUUCUGCACAGCAAAUGAAACUAUCAACAGAGUAAAUAGACAACCUACAGAAUGGGAGAAAAUAUUUGCAAAUUGUGCAUCCAACAAAGGUCUAAUAUCCAGAAUCUGUAAGUAACUGAAACAGUUGAACAAGAAAAAAAAAAAAAACAAACAAAAUUAAAAAGUGAGCAAAGGUUAUGAACAGACACUUCUCAAAACAAGACAUACAAGUGGCCAAGAAACAUGAAAAAUGCUCAUCAUGACUAAUCAUCAGAGAAACGCAAAUCAAAACCACAAUGAGAUACCAUUCUCACACCAGUCAGAAUGGUUAUUAUUAAAAAGUCAAAAAACAACAGGUGUUGGUGAGGCUGUGGAGCAAAGGGAAUGCUUAUACACGUUGGUGGGAAUGUAAAUUAGUUCAGCCAUUGUGGAAAGUAGCUUGGAGAUUUCUCAAAGAACUUAAGGCAAACUACCGUUUGAACCAGCAAUCCCAUUACUGGAUAUAUACCCAAAAGAAAACAAAUUGUUCUACCAAAAAGACCCAUGCAUGUGUAUAUGUUCAUCACAGCACUAUUCACAAUAGCAAAGACAUGGAAUCAACCUAGGUGCCCAUCAGCAGUGGAUUGGAUAAAGAAGAUGUGGUACAUAUACACCAUGUAAUACUACACAACCAUAAAAAUGAACAAAGUCAUGUCCUAUGCAGCAACAUGGAUGAAGCUGGAGGCCAUUAUCUUAAGUGAAUUAAUACAGGAACAGACAACCAAAUACUGCGUGUUCUCACUUAUAAGUGGGAGCUAAACAUUGAGUGCUCAUGGACAUAAAGAUGGGAACAGUAGACACUGGGGAUGACUAGAGGGGGAAGGGAGGGAGAGGGACAAGAGUUGAAAAAUUAAAUGUUGGUUACUAUGCUCAGUACCUCGGUGGGCGGGGGGGGGUCAUUCAUACCCCAAACCUCAGCAUCAUGCAAUAUAUCCAGGUAGCAAACCUGCCCAUGUACCCUGAGUCUAAAAUAAAAGCUGAAAAGGAAAAAAAGAGUGUUUUCUCAAGCUCUAAAAAAAAAAAAAAGUAAUACACUUUAUGACAAAAAACUAAUUUUUCUUUCUCCAAAAAAAAUAUAGUAAAUGAUAUUCAUGUAUUUGCCGUGGUCAUUAAUAUCAUAAAUUAAAUUCAUAUGUUGGCUUGAGGGAAAAACACAGUUACUUUACAGUGAAUAUUUACCUACUACUAUUGAUAAUGGCAGUCUGCCUAAGAGAGCAAAUUUUUCAGAAAGGGCAAUUGUAUCUUGAAUUACCUUUUAAAAUUGAGAAGGGAAAAUAUUCAAUUAUCUGUCAUUUGGGAGAAAGCUAUGCCUUAUGCGCAGAAGUCAGAGGGAACACUACCCUUUCCUUUGCUGGAAACAACAGAGCCACCUCUCCCUUUUCUCGUUCCUGGGCUCUUAGCUGAUAGAAUGCGCAUAUGACCUUGGAAAAAGAAAGAGCCUCUCCCUUCCUCCUUGUUUCAUGUCCCUGGGAACCACCUGAGGGGCAGCUGGAGAUGGAAACUAUCAUUGUUUCUCUGGUGGUGGCAGCACAGGGUGGCGUGGGAGUGGAAUGUGUUCUUAGUUGGAAAAAUUUACCAAAACAACCAUCCAGUACAUACCAGUCUGCAACUCCCUCUCCCUGGGCCAAGAGUUUUCUUCCCUUGGUAUAGGCUGAGAUGCAAAGUGCUUACAUAGGUAAAUCUAAAAGGUAAGUCUUGAAAGAUAUCUCUCAGUAAAAUAGAGGAAAUGCUCACCGGUUUAUUGUUUCAAUGAAGAUGUUAGGCUGAUGUCAAAGGCCCCUUUCUAUUCUAAAAAUUCUAUUUUGUGUGGUUCAUUUUUUGUGUUUUUAGUAUGUGAACAUUGGUCACUGCUUAUCUCUAGUAAAUGUGGUGAGGACAAUGUCAUUCCCAUCUUGAAAGAGUGGGUGGUUCAUAAACAACUGACUUCAGGAAGGCUUCCUCUGGGCCAAGCCCAGUUUCUGCUGAGAGGCACCCUGGCUCAGGAGAGCUGUAGGGACUCACCUGAGGUUAAAAACAUGGUCUGAGCCAGGCACAGUGCCUCAUGCCUGUAAUCCCAGCACUUUGGGAGGCCGAGCCCGGUGGAUCACCUGAGAUCAGGAGUUCGAGACCAGCCUGACCAACAUGAUGAAACCCCAUCUCUACUAAAAAUACAAAAAUUAGCUGGCAGUGGUGGCGGGUGCCUAUAAUCCCA
This is a messenger RNA of Pan troglodytes (chimpanzee), 3979 nucleotides long. RefSeq names its product coiled-coil domain containing 34 (gene CCDC34). Lineage: Eukaryota; Metazoa; Chordata; Mammalia; Primates; Hominidae. The coding region runs from base 88 to 1233 and encodes 381 amino acids. The transcript is spliced from 8 exons. The record is from RefSeq and is a predicted model, not a curated record.